Messenger RNA from Ophidiomyces ophidiicola, 663 nucleotides. RefSeq names its product Cysteine dioxygenase (gene CDO1). NCBI's taxonomy places the organism in Eukaryota, Fungi, Ascomycota, Eurotiomycetes, Onygenales, Onygenaceae. Bases 1 to 663 code for a protein of 220 amino acids. The record is from RefSeq and is a predicted model, not a curated record. Gene Ontology annotation, molecular function: cysteine dioxygenase activity; ferrous iron binding. Gene Ontology annotation, biological process: L-cysteine catabolic process. The transcript has 5 exons.
AUGCCGUUCCUCGACAACAACGAAACCACCGAGUUGGCACCCGUCGUCAACAACAGCAAACGCCCCUCUGACGAGUUCCACAAGUUGGUCCAAGAGCUCAGCGACAUCCUCGGACCUAGUUCCGGCCUCGACUCGGAUGAUGUAGACCCCAUGGACAUUCAGCAGUUGAUGGAGGGAUACAUUUCCGAUCCCAAGGAGUGGAUGCACUAUGCGUUGGCUGACCCGAGCCGAGCGUACACGAGAAACCUCGUCGACGAAGGAAACGGCAAGAGUAAUUUGCUCAUCCUUGUGUGGAGUCCUGGAAAGAGUAGCCCUAUCCACGACCAUGCCAACGCCCACUGCGUCAUGAAGAUUUUGAAGGGAAACCUCAAGGAGACGCUAUAUGCCUGGCCCGACGAGGACCAGGUUGCGAACGGUGAGGCUGGACCAAUGAAGGUAACGAGGGAGAGGACGUAUAGCGAAAACCAAGUCACCUAUAUGUCCGACCAGCUUGGCCUGCACAGAAUCACAAAUCCUGAUCCUGAAGACUAUGCCAUCUCGCUUCAUUUGUAUACACCGCCCAACGCAGCACACUUUGGGUGUUCUCUGUUUGAUGAGCGAACAGGCAAGUCACAUCAUAUUAAGCAGUGCACAUUCUUUUCACGAGCAGGGCAGAAGUUGUGA